This is a messenger RNA of Vigna unguiculata (cowpea), 1370 nucleotides long. Its product is annotated as protein PPLZ02-like. Gene Ontology annotation, biological process: regulation of DNA-templated transcription. Gene Ontology annotation, molecular function: DNA-binding transcription factor activity; DNA binding. NCBI's taxonomy places the organism in Eukaryota, Viridiplantae, Streptophyta, Magnoliopsida, Fabales, Fabaceae. The record is from RefSeq and is a predicted model, not a curated record.
CUCCACCAUUUUCCCAUGCAUGUCACCGAUUAUAAACCACUCACAUUUUCCAAAUCUUCAAAAUCUUUCACAUGCCUUUAAGGUUCAUGUCUUUUGGCCGGAAAGGAUAUUUUUUGUAAUGUCAUGUGUUCAUGUAACUGGAAGACAAGGAUAUGGCUUGGUACAUUUGAAACAGCUGAGGAUGCUGCUAGAGCCUAUGAUGAAGCAGCUAGGUUAAUGUGUGGUGCGAGGGCAAGGACAAACUUCCCUUUCAACCCCAAUGUGUCUCACACAUCAUCUUCUAGUUCAAAGCUUCUCUCAGCAACUUUGACUGCAAAACUUCACAGGUGCUACAUGGCUUCUCUGCAAAUGACAAGACAGGCUUUGGCAUCUUCUGAGUCUCAGAGAACAGCUUCAGUGCCAAAUGCCACUUCCACAUCCCAACCAAAGAGUCUCAGUGUGAAGAGUGACCAAACUCAUCAAGUGUUGCCACACAAGAGAGCAGAGGAGGAUCAAGAAUCAGAGGCAAUGGCCAGAACUGUUGAAAGUGUUCCUCUGCAGUUCAAGCCUCUUGAGGAAGAUCACAUAGAGCAAAUGAUUGAGGAGCUUCUUGAUUAUGGCUCUGUUGAGCUCUCCUCUGUCUUUUCACCCUAAUGGAAUGUGCAUGAUUUUGAAUUGAAGCUAGAGUCACAAUUGUAGUUGCCUUGUCAUUAACAACAUUCUGGGUAUGUGUGACUCAAAUUGCAGCUGUAGUAGUUGUGAUGAACUCAAAGAGUGUCCACAAUUGCAAUUUUAAAUCAAGCGCAAUUCGGAUGAAAUUCUUUAAGUGUUGUUCUUUGAUCAAAACUAGAGUUUUACCUCGUUAAACCUAUCUGAUUAAAGUUUAUAUUAUCGAGGUAAAACUUUGAUUAUGAUUAGAUAACGAUAUCAAAACAUUGUAUAAAAUUGUAUCCUAAGUUCUCAUCGAAGAACAUGCCAAUGUCACAACCAAGAUGUUUUGGUUAACAUUAUUCUUAGUUGUUCUAAUUUAACCCUUUUAGGUAGUGCUUUAUGUAGAGCCAAUCACGUUGUGAUCUUUGGAAAAUUUGUUUCUUAUGUGAGCUUGUUGUAUUAGGGACAUGGCCUCUUCAGUGGCAUUUGCAGCUGCAGAAUGAGUCAUUUUCUGAAGGGCAAGUGAAGGUUUGUCAAAUGGCACACCUUUUAAGAAAACCAGCCAGAACCCUCUAUUUCAAAGAUUGUAGAAUUUUAUGCACUGACAUAAAAAAAAAGCUUUGUAAUUGGUAAGUAUAAUUCAAAUAGCAGAUACCCCUUGGAGCGUGAUUGAUUCUGAAUAAUGACUUGAACCAAUUCAGAUACACACUUCAGAACUUUAGCAAUAAAUGUGAAGUUUU